AUGUUUUCACUCUCUGUCUGGUGCCGAAUUUUUUGCCACUGCCGAACAGACCUAUCCACACUUCGAGCCUGUUCAACUCUGUCCAAGACAAUCCAUCCUUUGCCUAUGCAGUUACUUUACCAUGACCUGACGAUCGACUUGGACGAAGAGCCUGACACCAUUCUGGAAGAACGACUACGAAACAGACGUCACACUCUACGCUUUCACCGCAUUAUAACUUGGAUUGAUCAUGACGACGACAGUACAGUUCUUACCAUACCCGACAUCUUAGUGCUGCUUAGCCACACACCCCGGUGUACCUCCUUGCAGUUCAUCAGCUGUUGCAUCAUGGACAACGAUCUCCGUCCGCAUGACCUUCCCGUCACCCUGAUGGCUCAUCUUACAGAGCUUCAUAUCGCAGACGUGACAUGGUCUGAUCCUACACUUGAACUCGCUAGACUUGCCCAUUUGUGCCCAACUCUGAAACGAAUCACCGUGUUCUGUAUAACUUGGGGUUCUGGACUGUCAGCAAGAGGAGCCAAGAUCUUACCCUCCAACGUAGAAGAGAUACAAAUUGCGCCUCUCGAUGAAGAACAGGUGUGGAGGAUCAUUCCUCUACUGAAAGGAUGUCGAAGCUCCUUGAUACGACUUCACAUCUCGGUAGCUGGAUCAGGUUAUCGUAAACCGCUACUCAUCUGCUUUUGUAUGAUGCUAAGUAGACAGCUCCUUACAGAUCCAAAUGCCGCACACUGGGUUCAAGAACUUGCUGUUUUGAAGACAUGCUCGCGACUUGAAACCUUUUCUUGGGCAGUGAGACUCGACGACUCCACACCAGACGCAGUGUGUGCUCGCUCGGAUACUUGGGAACUUCUCCUCCUCUGUAUCCCUAGAUGUAUCAAAAAAAUCUUCGCAUAUAUCGACUAUCGCACCAGUUCUAUACUACAGGUCGGACACGACAGCGGUUUUACAACCAACAUCCACUGGAGCUGGAUUGACACCCUCGUAACUCAGUACUCGCACCUACAAACCUUUCACGUUUACCUGGCUUUACCAGACUCCGGACCUUUACAUGACCAGCUGGUAGCUUUCCGCGAACUGAUUACACACGCGUUGCCGUUGACUACUUCUGCAGGUGAGUCGCGCUCUCCAUUCACCUGA
Phanerochaete carnosa HHB-10118-sp is the source of this 1137-nucleotide messenger RNA. RefSeq lists its product as uncharacterized. The record is from RefSeq and is a predicted model, not a curated record. Bases 1 to 1137 code for a protein of 378 amino acids. NCBI's taxonomy places the organism in Eukaryota, Fungi, Basidiomycota, Agaricomycetes, Polyporales, Phanerochaetaceae. The transcript has a single exon.